Paramecium octaurelia is the source of this 1014-nucleotide messenger RNA. The record is from the annotation of a GenBank genome assembly. Lineage: Eukaryota; Ciliophora; Oligohymenophorea; Peniculida; Parameciidae.
AUGAAAAUUAAAAGACACGCCGAACAUAUAUCUGAUGAUUCUGGGCAAACUUUCUUCGAAGUGUUCUAAAAAGCAAUUUCCAAAUAUGAAGUUGAGAACCAAAAGUCAUAUCCCAAGCAAGAUAGCGAUAGAUUCACUCUAUAUGAGGAUUUGAAGUUAAUCUUAGAACUAUCUAAAGUCACCUAGAUUGAACCAUAACAUUUUGAUAGAAUAGCAGCUCUACUUAAAAGAUCUAAAGCCGUCUUAAGGAGAAGGUAAUUAAUCAAAUAAGCUUAGAUAUCAAGAGUAUUUGAAAAAUAUAAAUCAAGAGGAUUUAUAAGUAAUAUUUUCCUAUUUACAACAUUAUGGUGCCUAUGGAUACCUAAUUUUUGUUCUUGAGGAUGGAACAUAGAAAUUAUUAGAUAUAGAGCCUUUAAAGCAAAAGGAAACUCCGAUAAAGACUCCAAUUCAAACCCCAAUCAAAUAAUUAACAAAGCAAACCUCACAUGCACCUGUGAUAAACGAAUAGAAAAAUCCCUCACAUUAAUAGUCAUAAUAAUAAUAGCCAUAACAAUAACAAUAAUUAAUAGAACCAGAAUCCUAAAAGAAGGUAAAACCUAAUAACAAAUUUUAAUUGUCUGCAAAGUAAAAUGAUAUUUAUAAUCUAGUUCAAAAUAUGAUGUUUCAAACAAAAAAAUGAAUGCCUUUAAGUAAGAAUCGGUAGUUCUAGACUCAGAGUAGAAACAUGAACAUGAGGAGCUGAAAUUUACACUGAAAACACUGUCUGAAACAUUAAAAAUUUCAUAUUAAGAAUUAUGCCAAAGAAUGUUUUAAUGUUCAGGAGAUUUGAAUACACUUUUGGAUGUUUAUCUAAAUCAUUAAGAAAAUUUGUUAUGGACAAAGGAAGCUGAUGAUGCUUUGAAAGCUUAUCUGGUGGAGGAAAACUAAUUUGAAAAGCAAAAAUUAAGGGCAAUCCUUCAUGGAGAAGAAUAGAUAUAGAAGAGAAAGGAAUGGUUACAUGGAAAAUGAAAGGAU